Molecule: messenger RNA, 687 nt
Organism: Anoplopoma fimbria (sablefish)
Lineage: Eukaryota; Metazoa; Chordata; Actinopteri; Perciformes; Anoplopomatidae
Gene: rgs20
Product: regulator of G protein signaling 20
Source: RefSeq, a predicted model, not a curated record
AUGGGAUCAGAGCGGAUGGAGAUGCGAAAGAGGCAGAUGUCGGUGCAGCAGGAGUCGGCAGCGGGAACUGCACCGGCCCAGCAGGGCCAGCCGGGCCAGGCCAACCCACGGGGCUCAAAUGCAUGUUGCUUCUGCUGGUGCUGCUGCUGUAGCUGUUCCUGUUCAUAAACUGUCUAUCUCACUAUUAGGAAUGAAGACCGGGAUGAAAGGAACCGAAAGGCUUCCUAUGACGUCAAAGAAGGGACCGCAGACUGUGAAGACUGCCCGAAGCCCACGCUGGAGGAGGUGUGCUCGUGGGGGCAGUCGUUUGACAAGCUAAUGUGUUGCCCAGCGGGUAGGAACUCCUUCCGGCAAUUUCUUCGCACCGAGUUCAGCGAGGAGAACAUGCUCUUCUGGUUAGCCUGUGAGGAGUUCAGCAAAGACGACAAUAAGACUGCGGUGGAGGACAGGGCACGCGUCAUCUAUGAGGACUACAUCUCCAUUCUCUCGCCCAAAGAGGUGAGCCUUGACUCCCGCGUGCGCGAGUCCAUCAACAGGAACAUGCAGGAACCCAACUUGCAGACGUUUGAAGACGCCCAGCUGCAGAUCUACACACUAAUGCAAAGAGACUCGUAUCCCCGCUACAUGAACUCCUCAGCCUACAAAAACCUGCUCAACACUCUGUCAGAGCAGUCCCCCGAAUCUUAG